Molecule: messenger RNA, 1974 nt
Organism: Plasmodium relictum
Lineage: Eukaryota; Apicomplexa; Aconoidasida; Haemosporida; Plasmodiidae
Product: conserved Plasmodium protein, unknown function
Exons: 1
Coding region: 1-1974 (657 amino acids)
Source: RefSeq, a predicted model, not a curated record
AUGGAUAUAGAAAAAGUAUGUAACAUAAAUCUCAGUGGAGAAAACAGGCUUUUAAGAGAAAAAAGUACAGAAGAUACUGAUUUUAAAGAUAAUAAAGAUGUUAAAAAUUUAUGUGAUUUAACAGAAAAUUAUAAUUUUUUUAAAAGUAAUAAUGUAAAUGAUGAAUCAUGUGAUGAAAGAGUUAAAAAUAAAAGUGAAAAUACAUUUAAUGAAAUUAUUGAUAUCUCUGAAGGAAAAAGUGAAAAUUGUUUUGAUGAAAAAAAUGAAUAUUCCAUUAUAGAAAGAAGUGAUUAUUCUUUUGAUGAAAAAAGCAAUUUUUCACUAGGAGAAACAAAUAAAAAAAAAAGUGUGUCAUCAAAUCCACCUUAUGAUGAAAAUUUAUUAAAAACAGAUAUAGAUUUAGAAGAAAAUAUAUAUAAAGAUAUGGAAAUAAAUACCUCCAAUGAAAAUUUUAUAAAAGAAGAUGAAAAAAGUAAAAUUGCUUCAUUACUCACGAGUAAAUCUAUGCAGGAAGAGAAAUAUGAAAAAGAUAAUAUAAAAAAUAAAAAAAAAAACAAUGAAGAAAAAGUAAAAUAUAUAUAUAAAACAUAUACAGCAGCUCCUAUUUCUCAAACUGAGAAAACGGGCCUUUGGCUAAUUGACACAGUUAAUGAGCUAUUAGAUAAAUUAUGUGACAUUAACAAUAAAGAUAAUUAUUUAAAUAAUAUAGAUAUAGUACAAAAGUACCCUAAUGAUGAUAUUCUUUAUACCAAAUUAAAUGAAAAUGUAAAGGUAAAGUGGCCAGAUUAUUUAAAAUUAAAUAAUUUAAUAUAUUAUAAUCAUAUUUUAAAUAUAUACGAAAUUAUGUAUAAAAAGUUCAUGAAAGAUGAACGAAUUUUUGUUCAAAAUAAAGAAUUAAUUAAAAGAGAUGUUUCAAUACCUUUACCAAAAUUUCCUUACAAGGAUUUAAAGGACAGAUGCAUUUCAAAAUGUUACAAAAAUUUACCGGAGUUAAAGGUCAUUAACGAAGAAAGUGAGAUGAUGCAAUGUAAUAAUACAAAAGAUGAUGCAUUUUUAAAUUUUUUUUUUAAACAUCUUGCUGAUCAUAUAAAAAAUAAAUAUAAUGAAUUUUGUGAUAAUAUAGGAGAAAAAUUAGAAAAAGUAGAAAAAAAAAAUUGCAGUUUUAAAGAGUACUGCAUGGAAGUUUCAAAAAUUUUUGCUAGUAAUAUUUUAAAUAUGAUAUCAUUUUCUAAGAUCCCAGUUAUACUAAACAGUAUUAUUGAAUCUGUCCACUCAUGUAUAAAAUAUCAAAAUGAAAAAGAAAUAGAAGAUAAUAUUUUCAUUAGUUCAUCUAAUUUACAAUGUAAUAAUAAAAUGGAGACUCUCUAUUCUUUGCCAAUGGAUUCAUGUAACACUACUUUUAAUUUAAACACAACUAUUCAGUUAAAUAAUAGUCAAAAUAAAACUACUCCGUUAAAUUCUAAUUAUUGUUUGUAUUCUAAUAAAGAAAAUAGGAAUUUUUCAUUUUCUUCACCACAAAAAAAAUAUAAUUACACAAGUAAUUUUAGUACUUUGCCAAGAUAUACUAAAACAUAUGCAAAUAACAGAAGUAAAUUGAGUAAAUGUUUCAGAACAGAUGAUAUAUUAAAAUACAAAGAGAUGAAGAACAAUUACAUUAGCACAAAUAUGCCAUUUGACAAUAAAAGAAAUUAUUUUUCUUCAAAAAGUCAAAAUGCAAAUAGAAAUAUGCAUGAAAAUGAAAGCGAAAAAGAAAAAGAAAAAGAAAAUGAUAAGUACUCAGAAAAAGAUUCUAAUAUAUCUACUAAUAUUUUUAGUGGCCCCCCUAAAGUGGCCAAUGCAUACAAUUACUACACUGUUAAUUCAUUACCAAUUGAUGAUUCUUUAAAAUUGGAAAAUUCACAUUAUAAUAAAAGAAGCCAAGUAGCAUCUUCCGAAUUUUUAGAAUGCGAAAGUAAUAGUACACCUAACUGUUAA